Messenger RNA from Amyelois transitella, 5851 nucleotides. RefSeq lists its product as uncharacterized. The record is from RefSeq and is a predicted model, not a curated record. Lineage: Eukaryota; Metazoa; Arthropoda; Insecta; Lepidoptera; Pyralidae. The transcript has 9 exons. The coding region runs from base 139 to 2277 and encodes 712 amino acids.
AAACUGGACAUUUUGCAGUCUUCGCCAGACCGAGAUUCCGAACAGUGUAAAUAGUUUCUUUGUGUACCCAGGAAAAUGUAGUAAAUUAUUAUUAUUGUAAAGAAUUCUUAUAAAGACUGAUAGCACAAGUUAAUAAAGAUGCACGGGCUUUCGCAUUUUUUGCACAAACACCAUUCGCGGGAGUCUACACCGCCGUUGGAGAAAGAAGACAGCACAGAUAGCUGGUACUCCUCGUUAAGUUCCAACGAUUCACGUAACACUAUUGAAGGUCAUGGCAGGGCGAUUCCGAUUACCCCAAGAGGGUCGUACGGCCAAAGAAGUCUUAGAGGACCUCCUUCUGGAAGCCCCUUCGAAUGCGCAUCUAGUCCCCGCGAUCGAUAUCCGAAUUUCGCAAGCUACUUCCGUGAAGUGAUCGAAGGGAAAGGUUCGCCGACACAACAAACCUACUAUACACACCAUCCCGACACGCGGAGACGAAGCGAAUGUGAUCGAUAUCAGAUCGGUAUCAAUACGUAUCAGGCACCAAGGCAUGACUACAGGCAGUACAUGUCGCCACUUUACAAUGACGCAAUGGAUGACAUACAAGAAAAUGAAUACAGUAAAUGUGAGCGCUACGGAGAAAUUACCAGUUCGAAAUCGAAUCAUCCGUACAAAAAUAGAUUUGAUAACAAAAGUUUUGCUCAAAAAUUGACAGAAAGUGCCAAUGCCAAUGCCAAAGAACAUGUGAGUGAAAGGAGGGGGUCGGGAGCAAGCUCUAGUGGCCACAGACACAAACACCACUCGAUACAAGAGUUGAUACGAACGUUUGGGAAGAAAGUAGGUAAUUGGCGGCACGACUCGAGCGAAGGCAGACGGGGUUCCGUGGCAGUGCCCACCGCCAGUGGUGAAGAUUCACGAACAGCUGACAGCGACGAGUUUCGAUCGCGGUCCAAGUCUUUGGACGGUGAUCAUUUGCACAAAGUAUUAAGGAGACCGCUUUUGGAGGACUGCGGCGCUACCUACCAAAUUUUUGACAGCAUACUCAGAGAAGGAGCGAACCUACGACGGACUGCAUCGCAAGACGCGGAGAAGCGUAGGUCUUCACUGGGCCACGUGCCCACCAUCAGGCACCGGGCCUCGGACGCCUUUCUGGAUCCCCACCAUGCCGCUAUGCUCUUCAGGGACUCGAGGGGGCUACCGGUUGCAGAUCCUUUCUUAGAAAAAGUGAACCUCUCCGAUUUGGAAGAGGACGAGUCCCAGAUCUUCGUGAAAUUCUUCAAGUUCCACAAGUGUUAUGAUUUGAUCCCGACGUCUGCGAAACUCGUGGUCUUCGACACACAACUGCUGGUCAAGAAGGCGUUCUUCGCUCUAGUUUACAAUGGCGUCCGAGCUGCGCCGCUAUGGGACUCCCAGCGGCAGAAGUUCGUCGGUAUGCUCACUAUCACGGACUUCAUCAAGAUACUGCAGAUGUAUUACACCAGCCCGGACGUUGCCAUGGAGGAGUUGGAGGAGCACCGCCUUGAGACAUGGCGACAGGUACUGAAGGGCUCGGUGAUGCCUCUCGUAUGCAUCGGUCCGGACUCGUCUCUUUACGACGCGAUCAGGAUGCUGAUCACGAACCGCAUCCAUCGUCUGCCGGUCAUCGACCCCGACACGGGGAACGUGCUGUACAUACUCACGCACAAGAGGAUACUACGAUUCCUGUUCCUUUAUAUCAACGAACUGCCAAAGCCUGCGUACCUCCAAUGCAAACUGCGAGAGGUGAGAAUCGGCACUCUGAACGACAUAGAGACGGCGACAGAAGACACGUCCAUCAUCGAGGCGCUUCGGAAGUUCGUCAACAGGAGAGUGUCGGCGUUGCCGCUAGUGGACGCCGAGGGCCGGCUCAAAGAUAUUUACGCCAAAUUCGAUGUCAUCAACUUGGCAGCUGAGAAGACGUACAACAACCUGGACGUAUCCCUGAAGACUGCCAAUGAGCACCGCAACGACUGGUUCGAGGGCGUCCAGAAGUGCACCCUGGACGAGACGCUGUUUGACGUCAUGGAGAGAAUCGUCAGGGCCGAGGUUCAUCGUCUAGUUGUGGUCGAUGAAGAGGACAAGGUUAUAGGCAUAAUAUCACUAUCGGAUCUCCUUAUGUACCUCGUAUUACGGCCGACCGGCGAAUGCGGCGGUGCAAGUCUUCGCAACGAACACUCGUCAAUAGAGGAAGAAAAUGAUGAGACUCCACCUUCGGACGUUGAAGGAAGCGGUGUGAAUACCGUUCUCGAGGAAUCCGCGGAAUCGUCAGAAACACCGUAGGUAGAUUUUCAGUUUAGCCGACUGCUGUGGCCGUUGGGGGCUGAGAAAAUUUAAAAAAAUAAAGCUGUAUUUUUCAUACAUGACAGCUGAGAUGUAGAAACUAAAAAAAUACUGUAAUUUCCACAUAAAAACUGUACCGAGACUUGAAUGGCGGUUUUGUGGUGUGGGAUGUCAGCCCUAGAAUUUUUAAUCUACGAAUCUUGUUGCGAUUAAAUGAAGUCUUAUUACCGCGUAUUGCGGUCGAUUUUAGAAUUGUUUAUUGAAGUUUUUUGACGAAUCGUUACCGUUCGAUGUCAAAGGAAAUGAUUCGUCGAAUCGUUUCAAUAAACUUUUAAGGAAUAAUUUGGCCAAUUGUUUCGCUUCAAUAUCAAAGUAAUCAUUUGUCGAAUUUUUAGGUAUCAAAUAAAAUAUAAGUUCAGUUAAUGAAAAUAUCUAAUGGCGCUAUCUCACUUUGCCAACCCAACGUCACCCCACAUUUAUUUGGCGUUUCGGAGCUCUACUGUUAUCUAUUGACGGUUGUGAUGUAAAGUCAAAAUUGUGAAUGAUUUUGAUAAAGAUUUUCAAUUCCACUUUUGAUAUAUUUAUAUGCAUAUUCCAUUAUGUUUGUAUAGUAACUAUAGUGCAGUUAUACUCGGUGUAUGUAUAAUAUUUCUUCCCACGAUACCUCUGUAGGUGACGGCUAGCAAAUUGUUAUAAAACUUCGCUCAGGAGUCGCCAAAGAUUAUAUAAAUAUUCGAUGAAAAGAAUUAAUUUAAGAUGAACAUACUAUAAUGCACAAAACGUUAUGUCCUUUUAGACGUUUCAUCGAAAGAUUUUUCAAUAAGCAUAAUAUAACUUACCAGAAUAUGUCAUGAGUGAUAUUUUUAUUAGUUAUUGUCCAUAAAAUUAAUUUAUUCGUAUUUAAUUUUAUGAAUAUGACGACGUUUUAACUGUUUGUACAUUUAAUGGGUUUGUAUAUGUUAGUCCGUGUUAAUAUGUUUAAUUUAUUUUGAAAUAAAACGCCCGCAAGAUGAAUUUACACGUUUUUAAUUAACUUAUUUUUGUCAUAAUUUUGCUUAUUUUAUAUUUAUUGAUAUGAACUUAAUGCCUGUACGAUACAGAAAAGGCAUUAAUUUUAUGGAGAUAUGUCCAAGAAUGGAGAAGUUGAUAGUUUUAAUAUAUUUUGAAUAUGGAAGAAUUAAACAGUCGAACCAAAAUUAUGAAAAUCUAGAAGUCUGAAAAAUAUGACAAUAAUAAGUGAUUUGUGAUGCGUCGAUUUUAUGUAUGGCGAAGUCACGUAUCCGUAUAAAUAACCUCAGUCACACUUAUAAUAAGCUAAAGCGCUUGUGUUUCAAAAAUAAAAUAUAUUCAACAGACUUGUUGCAAUAGGGUGAAAAUAAUGUGACAACGUUUUCACUACAACACUACUUUUGAUAUGGCAUAUUGAAAAAAAAAAGCCCUUAGCUAGAGGUUCUUGGUUUUGACCUAUAUUUUACAUUAAUUACUUUCAAUUAUAUUUUUUUAUCAAACUUCUCCAUUAUCGAAGUUGUACAGGCUACGUCCUAUAUAGCAAUUUAUGCAAAACUAUUUAAAUAAUAUCUAUAUGCCGCCACCUACACAAUCUUCUUGAAGGGGGAGGCAUCGGAAUCUAUAUAUAUAUAGUAGGAUUUUCAUUAACUCUAGAAUAAAGAAAACUCAUCGGUGGUAUAAUAUAAAAUGGUAUACGUGAACAAUUAUUAUGUAUUAUAUUAAUUAUUGUGAGUACAAUUGAAGCAUUGGUUUAGUUGAAAAAAUUAUUUGAUGAAAAAUAUUUUUUGAUCAAAAGUUUGCUUAGUGGUAGAUCCAAUUCGUCAAAUUACAGCCUGGAAACUAAUUUUUGAUAUAAAUUAUGUAUUUUUUUUUUUUUGUAUUAUUUGCUCAUUUUACUUAUUUUUAAGACGGAUGUAAAAUUAGGGAUUCAUUUCAAAGAUUUUAAAAAAUCUUAAUAAUUAUAAUGGCGGAAGUACUAUCCUGUCUGUUAGAUAUACCCUUUCUCGCCUAUACCACUCAAACGAUUUUGAUGAAAUUAGAGACAUUGAAAAACUUCCUUUCUUCGUGAAAACUGGUUUAGGGGGUUCAAAAUAGUGGAUGGAAGUUUGUUUUAUGUGGAAGAAGUUUUAAAAGCUAGGUAAUAUUAAAAUUAAAUAAUUAUUUAACCAUUGUAUACGAUAUUGCAUACCCAGUGACAUAUAUUCCAUACAAACAAUAUGAUUCGGAAUAAUGUGAGAAUAUAAAUUGUACCUAUGUUAGCUGUCGUCAGAAAUGAUGGUGAUCACCCCGAUCAGUUACUACAAAGAUUUAUUAAACAGCUUUAAAACUGCAUGUGUUACAACACGACGACACAUAAAUCCUUUCGUUUCCAAUUAUGUCAUAAUUAUUGUAUUAUAUUGGUAAUAACAUUUUAAAUUAGUACAUUGUAAAAAUGUUAUCAAAAUAUCAAGACAUCAUAUUAUAUGAAUGCGUCGCUAUGUAUGCAAUUCGACAUAAUAUUUAUCGAAUUAGAUCUAACACACAAACACUCGUAAUAUUCUCAUAAUCGAAAAUCAUAAACUGUAUAUAAUUGUAGUUAUUUUUAACUGAACAGGCUGUUUUUAACUAUUUGGCAGACUUUCGUAAUGUACAGUGGGUCAUGCAGCAAGGUAACACUAUACCUUCAAAGCGUAGAUGUAUGGUGUAGGUAGGUGUUAUAACGAUUGGAAUUAUACACGUAUGAUCCGCUGUACUUACCUAUACAAUACACGUUGCCGCGUUUGAAGUCAGAUCAUUGUCAAUUUUAAUACUCAAGUCAAUUAUAGAUUAAAAACUUAAUUGAUGUGAUGAUGAAGGGAGAUUUGUUUUGACAUGAACGGGUAAAUGUACAUACUUAAUGAAAGCAUCGCGCAAAAUAGCUCAUUAAAAUGUCAAAUAAUUAUAAAACCAACCUGUUUAAGGUGCGUGCAAAUAAAGUACAAAUAUUUUAUGUAUAGAUUCGAAAUUCUGAACAACUUGGAGAUUUUUUUUUAAUAAACAUGUAAAAAUUUAUUACUUACUAUGAAUUUUUUUAUGUUUAGAAAAUAAUGUGGAAUUACAUUGUUAAAAAAUGUUCCAACCGGUUUGUUUUCGACAAACACAGACUUAACCAAUCCAGGAUUUUGGUGACGUACCUACCUCGAACUCCUCCCAAGGAACGAGGGGACGCAACGAAUACGUCCUUUCGCACUAAACACUAAUCAAGCGUUCACGGACAGUGAGAAAGUUGUUCAGAAUGCAUUUCCGAAUGAAAUGUAUUCGUACUUAAUUUGUACGACCCUUAUAUUUCGACAUAUCCAAAGCUCACGUGUCCCGCAAGUAUUAUUGUGUUAUUAAUUUAUGAAUAGAAUAACUAAUAUUCUUAGUUAUAAAUGUUGUAUUAAUUAUACCCAAUAACUUAGUGUCUAUAUUGUAUAAUUUUGGAGACUAAAAUCGGUAAAUGUGUAUAAACUUGAGGAGAAAUAGUUUUAACGACAGUCGUACUGUCUUGUAGUAAAAACAUACACUCACAUUAUAAACGUCAUUUGAAUAAAACUUGGUUCCGUUA